Messenger RNA from Sinocyclocheilus grahami, 4077 nucleotides. RefSeq names its product oxysterol binding protein-like 5 (gene osbpl5). The record is from RefSeq and is a predicted model, not a curated record. Bases 515 to 3112 code for a protein of 865 amino acids. Gene Ontology annotation, molecular function: cholesterol binding. Gene Ontology annotation, cellular component: membrane; cytosol; cortical endoplasmic reticulum. The transcript is spliced from 23 exons. Lineage: Eukaryota; Metazoa; Chordata; Actinopteri; Cypriniformes; Cyprinidae.
UCCUGCCAUCCGCGCUCCAGAGUACACAGCUGUACGCCAGCGGUUAUGGCAUGCUAUGGACCGCUAUUUUAUCUCUCCAUCACCUUCCAUCUCUUGAGGAUGCAGGUGUGCGCGGUUAACUUCCAAAUCCCAACUGUAUCGCGUUUGGAAAACGGCGUUUCGAGCGGCCUUUCCACAUUUUGAGAUAGGCAUAAGGCGAGAGCGUUACUUUGUGUCGGGACAAACGGGAGCGUCGCACAGUUCCAUUCCAUUUAUUAGAUGAUUGAGUGUUCCUGAGGUGUGAUCUGAACCCCAUCAAACCCAAACAGAGCCGUUCUAGAUCUGACAUGAAGUCGUUCGGAUACGUCUAGAUCUCCUGCCACGUCUCGGUCUUCGAGGGCUGAAGUUGCGUUUGCAACAGAGCUAUAUGAAUCCAUAAUAUCGCUUUCUCCAUCAAAAAUCUCCAAAUUGGAUUUGAUGAAACAAACUCGUCUAGAUCUUGGAUGCCCUGAGGGUGGACAGACUGGCCGGCACAAUGAAGGAGGAGAACUUGUUCCGCAGACGGUUCUCUCUCUGUCCCACAGCCACCUCGCCUCCCAAGAUCGACUCGCGUGUGCUGACCCGCAACCUGUCCUAUGGAGGAGACAAUGAACUGUACCCGCUCAGCCCAGGGAAUGAAUCGGAGAGGAACGGUUUGCCCUUACUGAGGGACGAGGUCAGCCCGGUCCGCUCACCCAGCAGCGCGUCGGAAUCCAGGAUGUUUAUCGGUUUGGAGAAGGAGUCUUCCUCGCCCACGGAGAAGCUGGCAAGGAAAGAAUCGCUUAAGGUUCAGAAGAAGAACUAUCGACAGGAGAAGAAGAGGGUCGCCAAAGAACUGUUCAGUGCACUUAAGGAUCCAAGUGUGGUUAUUAUGUCCAACUGGCUAAAGAUUCGGGGGACGUUGAAGAGUUGGACGAAAUUGUGGUGCGUCCUAAAGCCCGGCAUUCUCCUGAUAUACAAGACACCUGGUUCAGACCACUGGGUGGGAACGAUUCUUCUCAACGCCUGCAAACUCAUCGAAAGACCCUCAAAGAAGGACGGAUUCUGCUUCAAACUCUACCAUCCGCUGGACAAGUCCAUAUGGGCCAUGAAGGGUCCUAAAGGGGAAUCUGUGGGCUCCAUCACUCAACCCUUGCCUAGUAAUUACCUGAUCUUCAGAGCAGCGUCUGAAUCUGAUGGACGCUGUUGGAUGGACGCUCUGGAGCUGGCGCUCAGCUGCUCCAGCCUGUCGAAGAUGACCGCGAAGAGCGGCAGGGAUGGAGAUCAGAGCGGCUCCUCCGAGUCCUCACACAUACUGCAGCUGCUGCAGAGCUCGGCUCUCAUUGACCAGGACCUGCUUCCUUUGAAUGACUCCAUGUUGGAAAACCAUAUGGAGAACGAUGCCAACUCGGACAAAUCAGAGAGGGAGGCGCAUGAAGACUCAGACAAUGGGGCCAAUGAGAACGGAGGCAGACUGACGGAGGAGAGCGAUAUGGACCAAUCGGAUGACGUGUGCCUGCAGGCCACGGUGUUUGUUGAAGAAGCCCAUGAAGAGAUGGGAGAGGCUGGCGAGGCGUCGCAGGUGGAGACAGUCUCUGAGGAGAAUAAGGGUUUGAUCUGGACUCUCCUGAAGCAGCUGAGGCCAGGGAUGGACUUGUCUAAAGUGGUUUUGCCGACGUUUAUCCUGGAGCCGCGUUCAUUUCUGGACAAGCUGUCGGAUUACUACUAUCAUGCCGACCUGUUGUCCCAGGCUGUGAUGGAGGAGAGCCCGUACAGCAGGAUGAAGCAGGUCUUGCGCUGGUAUCUGUCAGGCUUCUACAAGAAACCAAAGGGGCUGAAGAAACCGUACAACCCUAUUCUAGGAGAGAUGUUUCGAUGCUGCUGGCUGCAUCCACAAACAGACAGCUGUACAUUCUACAUCGCAGAGCAGGUUUCUCAUCACCCUCCAGUUUCAGCUUUCUACAUCAGCAAUAGGAAGGACGGAUUCUGCAUUACUGGAAGCAUUCUGGCCAAAUCCAAGUUUUAUGGGAACUCGCUGUCUGCUAUACUUGAUGGAAAGGCCAGGCUGUUGUUUCUCACCCGAGAUGAAGAGUAUAUCAUCACAAUGCCGUACGCUCACUGUAAAGGGAUUCUGUAUGGUACAAUGACAUUAGAACUUGGCGGGAAAAUCACCAUUGAGUGUGAAAAAACACAAUGUUACACAGAACUUGAUUACAAAUUGAAGCCUUUUCUUGGCAGCUCUUGCAACGUUAACCAGAUUUCUGGAAAGAUCCGUUUGGGGGAAGACGUUCUGGCUACAGUGGACGGGCACUGGGACAGUAAAGUGCACCUGACUGAGAAGAGGACGGGCCAGCAGGAGGUGCUGUGGAACCCCGGUCCAGACAUACGCAGACAGCGGCUGAAGAGACAGGUGGUGCAGGUGGAUCAGCAGGAGGCGUUCGAAUCUGAGAGGCUGUGGCAGCAUGUGACCAGAGCCAUUAACGAUAAAGACCAGAUGAGAGCCACGCAGGAGAAGUUUGUGCUGGAAGAGGCUCAGCGGCAGGAGGCCCGAGAGCGAGCCGAGCGGCCCUGGAACCCACGACUCUUCACCUUCAACUCCGACACCAAUGAGUGGCACUACAAAUACCCCGACACUGAGGCGUGGGAUCCGGAGCACUGUCUGCUGCAGUUUGAGAAAGACGGCGUCAUCCAGACUAAAGAGAAAUCCCAGCGCCAGCGCAGCAGCUACACCUACAGCCAGAACUGGGCUGCACAGCAGAAGGUGCGGGUGAAUGGCAAACACAGGAAGUCGAGCAGCCAGCCGUCCAGCUGCAGUCAGAACACAGAGAGCAGCAGCAGCACACCAGAACCCAACCAUGAGUCAUCUGACAACGAAGGCUUUAUGAACCAGUGUGCGAGAUGCACUAAAGAAGUGAAGGACAUCGCCCUCAUAGAGACCUCGGUAGCAGCUAUACAGAAAACACAGCAGGACAUCCAGAGAAACCUGAGUGCACUGGGACGUCAGAUCACGCGGCACAAGACGGCGGAGGAGAGCAAGUCCUUGAGCGGCCGCCACUGUCUCAUCCUCUGCAUGCUGUUGCUCUUCCAGCUACUCAUCAACUACGUCUUCACUUGAGAUGCUGUCACCUAUCGACCAUCGCCUUGCAAUAAACACAGCCAAACUAUCACCGCCACACAGCCCGUUGAAUGCCCCGUCGCGAUGUUGCUACCGACUGUAGCCACACCAUCAAGCACUAAGCACUUCAAUUAGAGAGAAAGAGACUCUUGUUUUAAUUAAUAUGACCGAUAAUCAGAGUGGAUGUAAAACGCUGUACUGCCACUCUCGGUAACUGACGUAUUCUCUCUUUCCUACGUACUUCCCUUUCUCUGCAAUAUAGGCCAUGUAUUUGUGGCAUAUUUGAAUGCAGUUGAAUGGGUUUGUGUGUCUGUGUGCGUGUUUCCCACAAACUCCUCUUCCAUUUAUACAUCGGGCCUUAAUACUGAUGCCAAAAAGCUAGGAAAAAGAAACGAAAAGGCAGUGAAGUCCACCAGUGCAAUUUUAUUAUGCUUUCAAGUGAACCUCUGACCACACAAAUUUGCUCAUUUUAUUAUUUAACCAAAACAGUGUUUCUGUAUAGAACAAUACAAAGAAGAGUAAAUGUUUACAAACUUGAUUGUACACAAAGGAAACAAUGCUCUGACACCAAAUGCGUCGUGUAGAUGUAGAUGAAGUUAACAGAAUCGGCGAAAGCACUACGAUAACAGAAUGAACAAUCAGCCAUAAGACUAUGGCAAGCCAAUUUAACAUUUAAUCCUUAAAACAUACUAGUAUCCAGUUUCAUACUACUAGUAUAUAUUUUUAGCUACUAGUAUGUAUUCCAUUAAGUACUAGUUCUUAUUCAUUAGCUACUAGUUAUAAUUCAUUAGCUACUAGUACUUAUUCAUUAGCUACUAGUUAUAAUUCAUUAGCUACUAGUACUUAUUCAUUAGCUACUUUUUCUUUUUCAUUAGCUAUUAGUUUUUAUUCAUAAGCUACUAGUUCUUAUUCAUUAACUAGGCCUCCUAGUGAUUACUCUUUAGCUCAGGGCUGUCCAAACUCGG